UUAAGAUCUCAGACACAAAACAAUAAUAAUUUAUAAAAUAUGAUAUGGGAUUUUUUCAAAUAAAACUACCCAGCAGACUAUACUAGUUAAAAUGAGCUUCAAAUAAUGAUUGUGUGUUAAUGCAUAAGAGCAUGUUGCUAAUUUUGCAUAAGCAAAAUUCAAGCCCAGCAUCAUUAUUUGUGAUGGAGUAUUUACAAUAUAAUAUUUGGCACAUUUGCCAAAGUAAACAAUGUGAACACUUUAUUCAUCAGUGUUUAUAAUCUUGAAAAUUCUUGCCAUAUUAAUGUAAAUUAGGUCAUGACUAUAUCUCCUCUGCGAGUGUAUUUUACUUUGUAUUUGUAUUUUAUCUCUUUGUAGCUUUCAGCAUAAUCACAUGAUCUUAAACAAUGAAUCAAGUUUACUAAAUACUGGUGGAGAUGAACCUGAUGGGCAGUUUGGACCUCUAGACCUGAAGCUUUCAUAAGCUCUAACUUGGCAUACGUUUGAGAGCCCCAGGAUAAAAAAAAUGCUUGUAGGUGGUAGCACUCAAUCCCUGACCCUCGCUCUAUUUUUUCAUAAACAGAUUAUCCCAACAAUGUUUAAUUUUGCCCAUUCAUUCAGCCCACAUGUGUCAACUGGUUCAGCCACGUCACAACUCUGCGUGACAGUGACAAAACAGCUUCUGGCGAAACUCGCUCUCCUAAUAGUGUUGUUUCCCAGAAACAAUGCACCGUUUGUUUUGAGACUAUGGCAAGCAUAAUCCCUACACUUGGAUUAUAGUGGCACCGAGACAAGCAAGUUGGGCAUUUUGUGGUCAGACCAAAGAGCAACUGACCACCUUUAAUCUAAUUAGCAUCAUGUGUAAUAGUCAUUGUACAACAUCACCAAAUAAGAGCAGCUCACUGUUAGUUGGUCUGCAGUAAACAUUAUUAAUAGCUUCAUUCUAGUAGUGCAUUAUGUCAGAAAACCAUUAUUUAAUCAAAAAUAUAGUGGAAAUAUUUUCUUCAAGUUAAAGGUCCUUCUGGUAAAUUUAGCACUCAUAGUGGCUCCUUUAAAAGUCUAAAAAUGUGACACAUAUAUAACCAAGGCUGUCAGUUUGUACGUGCCUUUAAUGUGGCUCCCACAGAUUCUAAAUCAUUUUCUAUUAGUCUAAACGUAAUGUUCUUCUGUGGUCUUAUGUGUUGCAUCAGUGCUGAAAUAUAACGCACGUAGUGUGACUUAAACAUCUGAACAGUUGACACAACUGUAAAAAAAAAAUAAAAAUCACACGUGUUCUUGCAACACUUUUGCCAAGCAUGGUUCUCUGCAAUACAUAUUCUCUGCAAUAAAUCCGGUUUGAGGGGGGCAGCCAUUGGGUCAAACACAGGAUAUUGGCACAAUGGGAUUUUUGUUUGCGGUGUGACAUGAUUGGCCAGGAGAUUUGUAGCAACUAUGAGGUGGACCAGACGGAUAAAUACCCCAAAGCCACUGAGAGAUUCAGAGGCUUCCAGUUCAGAAGUGGCCGGUGAGUUUGCUUUGUGUGUUGCCAUAACGAGGAGGAACCAUGGUCAGCCGAUUUGAACACCCAGCUGGUGGCUACAGGAAGAUUUUUGAGACAUGUGAGGAGCUGGCUGAGAAUCUUCCAGCAACAGUCACAGGUAGGAUUCCUUCAUUUCUGAAGGGAAGUCUUCUCCGUUUGGGACCUGGACUCUUCGAGGUUGGAGAUGAGCCUUUCUAUCACCUCUUUGAUGGCCAGGCCCUGAUGCACAAGUUUGACUUCAAGAAUGGCCAGGUCACCUACUUCCGAAAGUUUGUCAGAACAGAUGCCUACGUGCGAGCCAUCACAGAGAAGCGUGUGGUGAUCACUGAGUUUGGUACAUUUGCAUACCCUGAUCCCUGCAAAAACAUCUUCUCCAGGUUUUUCUCUUACUUCAAAGGUGUCGAGGUCACAGACAACUGCUUGGUGAACGUCUACCCUGUUGGUGAGGAUUUCUAUGCUGUAACAGAAACCAACUACAUCACUAAAGUAAACCCUGAUACACUGGAGACGCUGAAGAAGGUGGAUAUGUGCAACUAUAUCAAUAUUAACGGGGUGACGGCCCACCCUCAUAUUGAGAGAGAUGGGACUGUGUAUAACAUCGGAAACUGCAUGGGAAAAGGAGCAACGCUGGCCUACAAUAUUGUCCGGAUCCCACCCACACAGAAAGAUAAAUCUGAUCCCAUUGAGAAGUCCAAGGUGGUGGUGCAGUUCCCCAGCCAUGAGAGGUUCAAGCCCUCCUACGUGCACAGCUUCGGCAUGUCAGAGAACUAUUUUGUCUUCGUGGAGACUCCAGUGAAAAUCAACCUGCUGAAGUUCCUGAGCGCCUGGAGCAUCCGUGGCUCCAACUACAUGGACUGCUUCGAGUCCAAUGAGAGCCAGGGGACCUUGUUCCACAUUGCCAGGAAAGACCCGGGAGAGUACAUCGAUCACAGGUUCAAAGGAGCACCCAUUGGCAUGUUUCACCACAUCAACACCUAUGAGGACCAAGGAUUCGUUGUUGUCGACCUGUGUGCAUGGAAAGGUUUUGAGUUUGUUUACAACUACCUGUGGUUGGCGAACCUGAGAGCCAACUGGGACGAGGUGAAAAAGGCGGCCAUGAUGGCGCCCCAACCGGAGGUGCGCAGAUACGUCAUUCCCUUGGACAUCCACAAGGAGGAGCAGGGGAAGAAUCUUGUGAGCCUUCCAUACACCACAGCUACAGCCACGAUGCACGCUGACGGGAUGAUCUGGCUGGAGCCUGAGAUACUGUUCUCUGGACCACGCCAAGCCUUUGAGUUUCCUCAGAUUAACUACGAGAGGUACGGAGGGAAGAACUACACCUACGCCUACGGCCUCGGGCUCAACCAUUUCAUUCCAGACAGGAUCUGCAAGUUAAACGUGAAGACCAAGGAGACCUGGGUAUGGCAGGAGCCAGACUCCUACCCCUCAGAGCCCCUGUUUGUUCAGACUCCUGAGGCGGUGGAUGAGGAUGACGGAGUGUUGCUUACCAUCGUGGCGGCUCCUGGUUCCCAGAGACCUGCAUAUCUCCUCAUCCUCAACGCCAAGGAUCUGUCUGAAGUCGCCAGAGCAGAGGUGGAGUGUUCCAUUCCUGUCACCUUUCAUGGGAUGUACAAACCGUAAUCAUGCAUCUCUUUGGGUAUCGACAAUAAUCGGCCAUUUCUUGGUUAUCAAUUGCCACUUAGUAUUAAAACAGUAAAGACAAGAAAUAUUAUCGGGUCAGAAAAAAUAAAGUUGUUUUUGUUGACAAAAAAAAUAGUUACGUCCUCAUUUGUGGCUAGUGCACAUUGUUGGAUCCCUUCUGAGCUGCGAUAUGAGAGAAUGGAUUUGAGGUUGCACACGCAUAAUUCAUGGUUGCAAAGGUAAAUGUGUCAAUAAAAACACACUUUUCUGUUUUGUAUUGA
Acanthochromis polyacanthus (spiny chromis) is the source of this 3399-nucleotide messenger RNA. RefSeq names its product retinoid isomerohydrolase RPE65 a (gene rpe65a). Gene Ontology annotation, biological process: zeaxanthin biosynthetic process; retinal metabolic process. The coding region runs from base 1523 to 3118 and encodes 531 amino acids. The record is from RefSeq and is a predicted model, not a curated record. NCBI's taxonomy places the organism in Eukaryota, Metazoa, Chordata, Actinopteri, Pomacentridae. Gene Ontology annotation, molecular function: all-trans-retinyl-ester hydrolase, 11-cis retinol forming activity; beta-carotene 15,15'-dioxygenase activity; retinol isomerase activity. The transcript has 14 exons.